This is a messenger RNA of Salvelinus fontinalis (brook trout), 3133 nucleotides long. RefSeq names its product fibroblast growth factor receptor substrate 2-like. The transcript has 6 exons. Gene Ontology annotation, cellular component: cell-cell junction; cytoplasm. The record is from RefSeq and is a predicted model, not a curated record. NCBI's taxonomy places the organism in Eukaryota, Metazoa, Chordata, Actinopteri, Salmoniformes, Salmonidae. Gene Ontology annotation, biological process: cell surface receptor protein tyrosine kinase signaling pathway. The coding region runs from base 955 to 2622 and encodes 555 amino acids.
UAGCGUAUUUUAUUGUUCCACUCUAUAUCGAGACAUAAAAGAUUAUACAUGGGAUUACAUCAAUUUGCGUUCGAAAACAAGAAUGGUAGCCACCUUUGGAAGAAGUUGUGAUUGUUUUUUUUUGGCGCUUUAGCAACCCAGAGGAAGGAUGGUGGAGUUGAGCUAACACAACAGACUAACGCUAGCUUAAUAUGCGACAGCAGAGCUAGCUAGCUUGGUUGCGAUCGUUUGUGUCUGAAAGAACUACCCCGUUUGUGUUUGGAAGAACUACCCCAUCCAUUUGCCAGGGACUCGUGGGUAUCCGUUAAUGUAUUAGCAAAGAGAUGCAUUUGAUUUAGAUUUGUUUUUGACCAAUUACUAAUUAGCUAGCUAACGUUAGUUAUCUUGGCUAGUAAAGUUAGGACUUAACCACAGACUUAACGAGUGCGGAGAGCUAGCUAACUAGUUAGCCAGAAAGCUACACAUGAAGGUGCUACGCUAGUUUGUCCACACCACGUCUUACCAAUAGAUGAAGAUACUAACGCUAAAUGAACUAUUUUAUUAGUCAUACCGUUUCAUAUCAAUAAUGUAACUGGGUCAAAACCUUGUAAUCUGAUCUCAUUUAAAAAAAGCUUUGGCCCAUGCUACUACAAUGGAGUUAGCCACCGUAGCUAGCUAUGUAGCUUUCCUAGCUAGCGAACGUUAAAUGUUUUAACUUGGAAGACACAAAGGCUAACUAGCUAGCUAACUCCAAUUGUAUCACAAACUAGCUUGCUAGAUCAUCAGUUGUCAAAUGUAUUCGUCCAGCUAGCUACCUAAUUUGGCUGACAGUAAACUAAAUGUGUGCAGGGCAGGCCCACAUUUUAUGUUGGCAUAGCAGAUAAAGCAUCAUGACUGCUCCUCCUCAGCCUCGGAGGAAGGAACCAGGGAUACUGGUGGCUGGAUCUAGACAUCAGAUGGUGCUCUGAAGAAGCCAUGGGAAGCUGCUUGAGCUGUCCAGAGAAGGAAUCAAUCCCAGAUAAUCAUCAAACCAAAUUUAAGGUGAUAAACGUGGAUGACGAUGGGAACGAGCUGGGCUCGGGCGUGAUGGAGCUGACGGAGGCAGAGCUGGUCCUCCACACCCAUCGCCGUGACGAUGUUAGGUGGCCUUACAUGUGCCUGCGUCGCUAUGGCUACGACUCCAACCUCUUCUCCUUCGAGAGCGGCCACCGCUGCAAGACGGGACCAGGGAUCUUUGCCUUCAAGUGUGCGCGGGCAGAGGAGAUCUUCAAUAUGCUGCAGGAGGUAAUGCACAGCCACAGCAUCAGUGUGGUAGAGGAGGCCGUGCUGGAGGCCAACCACCAGACUGCUCUGGGCUACUCUGUCCCCACCAUGCCCAAUGGUGUCACUCGGAUCCCUUCGGUGGGCGAUACCCCCUCACACCCCUCCACGCGCCACCCGUCUGUGGCCAGCACCCGCCUGCCCUCGGUGGGAGAGGAGUCCUCACACCCCCUGCUAGUGGCUGAUGAUGCGAUCCACACCUAUGUGAACACCACAGGUCUGCUGGAUGACCAGCCUAGCCCUCUGACUGUUCCAGCCCCUCUGGACAGCCCCGACUCAGGCCAGUCCCAGUGUCCCCCUACACCUCCCCCUCCACGGGUAGCCAGACCAGAGCCUCUGCCCCCCAUGCCCCAGCUCCAGGAAGAGCCCCAGGUACUGCUGGAGCCCCUGGGGGUGCGCUUUGUGCUGGGACCCACUCCUGUACAGAAGAAGAUGGCCAAGGGGAAGCAGUCUACUGGGGAUGGAGAUGGAGAGGAGGCAGGGGAGGACCCAGAGUCCCCGGAUCUUGGAGAGGAGGAGACUAACAGCCAGACGGGGACACACUGUGCCACAGAGGCCCCAGCCCUACUGGAGGGCAAGCCUCAGCCGCCCCACACACACUCCAACGGCACCUCUGUCGGGGUUACUGCCCCAGUAACAGCCCCCCGCCUCCACCGCACGCCCCCCGACACCCUGCAGAACGUCAACAACUCAGCCCAGCGACGCACGGCCCUCUUGGACUAUGAGAACCUCCCGGCCCUGCCGCCCGUUUGGGAGACCCGCAAGCCCAGCAACGAGCAGGUGGAGAACAAUGGAGGCGGCCAGGGGGGGCUGAAGACGCCAUCCCUCAACGGCUACAACCUCCACCACCACUCCUACUCCCACCCGCUGUCAGCCCACCCCCCUCAUUCGGCCAUGGAACCCUCCCACAACUACGUCAACACAGAGAAUGUGACGGCUCCUCUCAGCGCUCGCUGUGCCCCCGACAUGGUACGCCGCCACACCAUCUUCAACUUUGACUUCCGCCGGCCGUUGGGGCUGCUGUGUCAGGAGCCUCCCAAGACGCUCAACUACAUCGAGGUGGAGAUGGAAUCUACCACCACCUCUUCAUCCGUAGCUGCCAAGGGUGCCUCCUCGGACACCAGCAACCCCCACACGCCCCGCACCCCCACCUCGCCGCUGCCGCCUACCACCCCCACACGCCGUACCGAGCUCUAUGCCUUCAUAGACAUCGAGCGCACCGCCGCCAUGUCAAGCCUGCAGAAGGCUCGGCCGCGCGACGACGGAACAUCGAGGAAAACGCGGCACAAUAGUACGGAACUGCCCACCAAAAGCACUGUCUGACUGAACAGAUCCUUCUGGCACCUUUUUCUACUAUGAACCCCUUUAGAAAAAACAUGUGAAGGCAGUCUACACAGGGGACUUUCUUAAUAAACACAAAGACAGAGAAACACAGGCCAUGGAGACAUUGGAAAUGUAUUCAAAGAGACUCCAGAAAUCGGUCUUAAAUGAGAUUUAAACAGACUUUGUUGUGUGUGGUUGGUUACCAAAGUAGGUACUUACUUGCGAUAUACCAAUUUAUUCCUAUGGUAAUAUAAUACCUCUUCUCCUUCACUCAUUCCACAGUGCAUUUGGGUUGUUUAUUAUGUUAAUAAGACUGGACUGCAUUCCUCCUCACCCAACCCCCCCGGUACAAAUCAGUAUUACUGAACAAAGCAUUCCAUUUAGCAUUUUUGAAUGAUAUGAUUCACUACAUGCAUUGCUGCUGUAAUUUCAGUAUCUGAGGAUUACAUGGUACACUACAUGUUUCUGACAAUGUACACUAGAUUCUGGCACAAUAAAUGUCUGUUCUGUU